AUGGCGGCAAGGGUAGCUGAGGCGCGAGGCCUGUUGGCCAAGCUGCCGACCGAGCUCCUCUUCAACAUCUACGACGAACUCGAACCGUCUGACCAUUUUGCGCUUGCCACGACAUGCAAGCUCAUCUACGCUCGAUCAAAACCCAUCCUCGAGCUCCAUCGAAAUGCUCAUCGAGACAACCGCGUCAUCUCCGAUUGCUCGCUUGAGCUUCUCGUCCGCGUGUAUCGCAGCGCCCAGGCUUCUGUUGGCCCUAAAGCCAUCGAGGCAUGGCACGUCAGGAAAUUUGAAAUAUGGGGAUCCAGAAAGACAUGGGACGAAUGGAAAAGUUGGGAAAUUGGUGCUGACGGAACUGUCUCCCUUGCCGCCCACGAAGAACCGCUGCCCUCGCCGUUUAGCCCCCACGAGGUGACUGAUCACGUCAAAGAGAUGGAACUGAUAUUUCACCCCUGCCAUGAUCAUGAGAUCAUCGCAGCCGCCUUUGAAGAUGGAGAAGAUGGCUACUUCAAGGCCAUGAUAGUUUCCAUGUUACCUCGACUGAAUAACCUUGUAUUCGUUACUCCUCAUGUUCCAAAUGAGACCCUGGAUUGGUUGGUGCAAAUGAUCCAAUGGAGCUUGGGUGGCGACUUCCCUUGGCCCCCUGGAUUCAAUUCCCUUCGCAAGGUAUCUGUUGGAGUCCCCGUCCUCGAUCGUCCCGAGCUUGAAGCCAUGUCAGACUCCACCAGCCUCUGUGCUCUACUGCGCCUUCCUUCCAUUGAGGAGAUCUACUACCGGAAUUUGGAUUCAAGUGGUCCGUUGGAAUCCGAUGGGGGUUGGUUACUUCCCCUUGAAACUUCGACCGUCAGAACCCUAGUUCUUGACAGAAUCAGAGAAGACAAUAUCGACCUCCGAGGGGCACUGGUCCAGACGUCGAUCGGCCUUGAUACAAUAGUCAUCCGUGCACAGUGUGGGGAGCGAUUAGACUCGGUUAAUACAUUUAUCGAAGAGCUCAACUCUUCGGUUUCCCAACGGUCUCUUCGCCAGCUCCUCCUUUAUCGACCAAAUCGCAUGUUCAGCGAUCGAUGUCGUAAUUACGAGCCGAGUGAGCUAUCGUCAAUGCGAAACAUCCGCAUGAUACAACUUUGUGUGGAGGACAUUUUGAUUGAUUGCUUCUGCUCGCUCAACGAUGUCUGUCGUGAUGGGUCCGGGAUGUACGAUUUUUACAAUCAAGAGCCAUUUGGCCGUGAUAAUGACGAGAGCGAUUUCCUUGACACACCUCCCGACAUGCCAGAGGUGGACAGGGAGACGACAGACGACGACUCCGCCGACGGGACUAUAAAGCAUGAUGACGUUGUCACUCAUUUUGCUAAGUGCCUUCCGCCAACUCUCGAAGUUUUACUUCUUUGGGGAUCGGAGGAUGAGGCCUGGUAUGACCGAGGGGAUUACGAGGUGAAUGAGGCUUUAGACGAUGCGAUUGUGUCGCUCAUCAAUUCGCGGUCAUUCCCAAACCUGAGGGCCAUCUACCUCGAACAAGUCGAGAAGCAAGCCCCAAUGCCUAGAACCCAAAUAUCUUUUCAAAAAGCAAUGACAGCUGCAAAGGGGCGGGGUGUUUAUGUCCGUACAUUAUCAAAUCAGCACGAACUGAUUCCUGAGCUUGGUUUUCCCAAAAUGCCAGACAAGUAUGAUCUCGAGACCGGACCGUUUCCAGCCAGGGACCCCACGUGGACUUUUGAUCCUUUCACAGGGUCCUGGACAGCCCCAGGGUGCGGCGGUUGCGGGAUCUGUGAGACAUGUUUACGAUAUUACACGAAAGAGGCAUGGGAAGAGUUCAGGAAUCAAAACUGA
Molecule: messenger RNA, 1821 nt
Organism: Clonostachys byssicola
Lineage: Eukaryota; Fungi; Ascomycota; Sordariomycetes; Hypocreales; Bionectriaceae
Source: the annotation of a GenBank genome assembly